Messenger RNA from Erpetoichthys calabaricus (reedfish), 1745 nucleotides. It is a transcript of the gene itm2bb, whose product is annotated as integral membrane protein 2Bb. The record is from RefSeq and is a predicted model, not a curated record. Gene Ontology annotation, biological process: negative regulation of amyloid precursor protein biosynthetic process. Gene Ontology annotation, molecular function: amyloid-beta binding. Bases 202 to 990 code for a protein of 262 amino acids. NCBI's taxonomy places the organism in Eukaryota, Metazoa, Chordata, Cladistia, Polypteriformes, Polypteridae. Gene Ontology annotation, cellular component: extracellular exosome; plasma membrane; Golgi apparatus. The transcript has 6 exons.
UUGUUGCUGGCAGAUCUGAGAGGGUUCACUGUUGUUAAGUGCGUCAUUCCGCCGAUCCCUGCGGAUUGUUUGUUGCCAGCUGGAUUGGAGUUUCGUUCCUUUAUGUAGGGAUUGAUCUUGAAUACAAUACACUGGGUAAUCUUGUUCUGUCCGUCCAGGCGACAUCUAAGGAGUAUCUUUUGAAAGGAGUUCAUCGUCAAAAUGGUGAAGCCUACAUUUAACUCGUCUCUUGGGCAAAAGGAACCAAAAAAGGAAGAGGAGAACAUCGAGGCGCUUAUCGUUCCUGUUGAAAAGGAUACUGAUGAAGUGAUUAAUGUUCGUCGCCAGUCAAAAGCUUGGUGCUGGUGCAUGUGUCUUGGAUUAGCACUGAUGCUGUCGGGUGUGGUCGUAGGAGGUGCUUAUCUCUAUAGAUAUUUUGUUUUCCAGGAUGAUCUGAGUAGACCAUUCAUCUGUGGUGUUGAUUACCAAGAGCGAGAUUUCAUCUUCCCAGAUAUUGACCUUCCCACUCCAGCAGGAGCCUUAAGAAGAAUUGAAGAAAGAAUACAGUUUCUGGAAAAUGAACAAGUUGAGCUUAUCAAUGUUCCUGUUCCAGAAUUUGCUGAUAGCGAUCCUGCUGAUAUUGUGCAUGAUUUCCACAGGAAACUGACUGCUUAUCUUGAUCUCAGUCUGAACAAAUGCUACGUAAUCCCAUUGAACACUUCAAUUGUUAUGCCACCAAGGGAUUUCCGUGAACUCCUAAUUAACAUCAAGGCUGGAACAUACUUGCCUCAGUCAUACCUGAUCCAUGAACAGAUGGUUGUGACAGACCGCAUUGAAAAUGUGGACCAGCUUGGCUAUUUUAUUUAUAGUGUAUGCCGUGGAAAAGAAACCUUUAAACUUCAGCGAAGGGACUCAAUUAUAGGCAUUCAGAAACGUGAAGCUUUGAAUUGCAAUACAAUCUGUCAUUUUGAGAACACGUUUGUUGUUAAGACUGUCAUCUGCCAGCAGUAAUGAGAGAUACGUAACUGAAAUUGAAUUGCUGUUAAACUUGUGUUCAUUUUUCAUUUUUGUCUAGUGAUUGGUCUUUGUUUUGCUUUUUUUUACCUUUAAGUUUAUCCCCCCCAACCCCACCCCCAGUUAACCUAGGUUGUACUUCAGUAUGUUCCAGUUAUACCUGUCCUCUUCUAUUAACAUCAGAUUGUAUGAAAUUAUUCUCUUGGUUGUGUUUUACUGUUUCUAAUUUUUUGAUCUGUGACAGUAGUAUUGAAUGAUCUUCAGUUUAACUUAAGUCUGCUUGGUUAGUUUUUUUUUGGGUUUAAAUAAAUAUUGGGUAACUGUACAUUUUUUUAAUCUAAAAAUGAUAAAUUCAAAGUGUGUGUAUAUAUUCAUUUAAGAGUUAAAACUAUUCACUGCUUUAAUAUUUACACAAAUAUUCCUUUGUUUAAACUUCACUUUAAAAUAGAAUAGUUUCUAUUUUAAAAUGGUUCAAGUGCAGUAGGCAGAUUAACCUUUCACUUGAAUGUUUUAUAUUUUGUUUGCUGUAACAAUUAAGACAUGCACUCAAUUAACAUGCUAGUUGGCAAUGUAUAGCCAAUACACUAAUCUGUAUAUAACCAGCAUAUGUAAAGGUAACCAGUAUCAAAAUAAAUCUUGAACACUUUCGUGACUUUUUUCACUCAAUCUGGAUUUGCUUUAUAAAAUGUAAUUUCUUUAAUAAAUGUGCAAUAUUGUGUUUUCUGAUCCAAUAAAAUUUCUUAAUCCUUUUA